AUGCCGUCGGCGACCCCGCCCCUGCGCUCAGCCGUUGCCAGGAAACAAGCAUCGACGCUCUGGCUUUGGCCCGGUCCAGCCAAUGAGCUGGCACGCCGCUGCCCAGCGGUGCGUCGCUGGGCGGUUACGUGUGGUGCGCGGGGGCGCGAGUUGCGUGUGGCGCGGGGCGGGGCGCGGCUGGUGAGCCUGAGGAGUGAUGGCGGCCUGAACUCACCUAGCACCGCGGUGGCGAUCGGGCCUGGUCAGGGUCGGGGUUCUGUGAGUGAACACUAA
Messenger RNA from Rangifer tarandus platyrhynchus (Svalbard reindeer), 273 nucleotides. NCBI's taxonomy places the organism in Eukaryota, Metazoa, Chordata, Mammalia, Artiodactyla, Cervidae. The record is from the annotation of a GenBank genome assembly.